Nylanderia fulva is the source of this 1990-nucleotide messenger RNA. RefSeq lists its product as uncharacterized. The record is from RefSeq and is a predicted model, not a curated record. Gene Ontology annotation, cellular component: nucleus; transcription regulator complex. Gene Ontology annotation, biological process: regulation of transcription by RNA polymerase II. NCBI's taxonomy places the organism in Eukaryota, Metazoa, Arthropoda, Insecta, Hymenoptera, Formicidae. Gene Ontology annotation, molecular function: DNA binding.
UGCCGAGCGCCGGGGUCGAGCGGAGCCGAAGGCCUCGCGGCUGGCCGCGCCGCGCGCGAGGAGCACUACAUCGCCGGAGCGUGUGUGUGCGUGCGUGCGCUUCUACCCGCUCCGCGUUCUCGUCUUGGAUCCUCUCGCCUCGAGGACGAGGACCCAGCAUCGCUCUCAUCCCCGUCUUCGAAAGUCGUCGCUUCACGCGCGGGAUCAUCAGGAUCAUCAAGGAUCAUCGUCUCGGCUCGUAUCUGUGCGCCGCGUCCUUUCCGGCUGGCUCGCGCGCGUGCAUGGACGACACGCGCGCACGAGCCGACGAGGAUAUAGCCCUGGAUUCGUGCCGCUUACGCUCGUCCGCUCGGCUCGGCAUCGCCGCGAGCACCGCAACCACCAGCAGCGUCGUCCCCGGGAACAGUUCCACGACCGCCUCUGCCACUACCUCGAGCGCCGUCGCCACCACCUGCCGCGUCGCCAGACGCAAGAGGAAGAAGAGAAGGCGUACGCGGCUUCCCGCGAGCAACGACGAAGCGACCGGCGUCGCGUCCUCCACCCGGAGCAGCGUCCUCGCCGGCGGGAACAGCAACAACGUAGCCGAGAGCAAUCCGGCCGUCUGCGUCGACCUCGAGCCCGACGCUGACGACGUCGCCGAGGGCAACAACAACGCGGCGGGGCUGUCGGAUAACUCGGUGGUGGCGCGGGUCGAUAAACCGAGAAGCCGCCACCACCUCGCCGCCUCCUCCUCGGAGCAGCAGCAGCAGCAGCAGCACGCCUCGUCGGCGGCUGUCCUCAGCGGAGAAGUCGGUCAGCCGCGCGUCGGAGGAGGAAGCGGCACGCGCGCGGCGGCCGCCUCCUCCGUCGGCACCACCUCCAGCACCGUCACGCUUCUCAAUCGACGCGCCGGCAAACGCGGCUCGCCGCGGCGAUGCAACGCCGCCGGCGGACGUAGGAGCGCGAUGACGAUGGACCUCCAGCGGCUCAUCAGCGAGGUGCACGCGAGACCCGCGAUCUGGGACCAGAAGAAUGUCAACUAUCACAAUCGCGAUGUCAUACUGAAGAUGUGGCGGGAGAUUGCGAGGGCCUGCGAGGUGUCGACUGACGUGGCCAAGUCCAAAUGGAAGCACCUGCGCGACAACUUCCGGAACGAGCUGAAGAAGACUUAUCGGGGUAAGUGCGACGGUGUCGGCGGCACCGAGCACGACUCCAAGUGGGUCUGGUUCAAGAGCCUGUUCUUCCUGCGGGACCAAAUGAACUCCAGAGUGAUCGGCUGCGCCCUGUCGCAGAACUGCGUAGGCCAGAUCGGUUUGCGCUCGUCGCCCGACGGCACCCAGAUCGAGCCGCAAAUCGACAUCCUCGAGGGCCACGAGGAGACGCAGUUCGACGACCUGGACGGCGAUUCCUGCCAGUCGUUGCUGUCCAACGACGACGGCCUGCACCAGGUGAUGCCGCCGCCGAAGAUGAGCAAGAUCCUCGGCCGGAAGCGGACGCUCAUGGACGCGAUCGAUAACGAUUAUGGAAUAGAGGUGGACCGGAAGCGGUACGAGUCGCUGCAGAAGAGGCUGGCGAUGGGCUCCGAGGACGAGGACGACACCUAUCACUUCCUCAUGAGCGUCCGGAAUCCCCUGAGGAGUCUGCCUCUCGACAGGCAGAUGUUCGUUCGGCUCAAGAUCCAGGAGCUGGUCUACAACGAGAUCAAUUCGCAAAAUCAGCAGCAACAACAACAGCAACAGACGGGGAGUCGCGGCGUCUACGACACGUCCGCGCAAGGCCAGGACGUGAAGCCCCCGAGAACCGGAAAUGGCGGCAACGGCGUCGUCGGCGACGUCGUCAGCGAGAUGUCGAACCCGACGUCGUUGCUACAGAAUUGCACGCCCGAGGGAUCCAGCGACGACGCCUUCUUCGGCUGACGAGAACCCAUUGCGAUUUGAUUCGCUUAUAGAGAGACGUAAGGAUUAUAAUUUUAUUAAAAAUAGAGAAUAAAAGCGACGGUAUUUUUCAGUAA